Messenger RNA from Solenopsis invicta (red fire ant), 2607 nucleotides. It is a transcript of the gene Suv3, whose product is annotated as ATP-dependent RNA helicase SUV3 homolog, mitochondrial. Gene Ontology annotation, cellular component: mitochondrial degradosome. The transcript is spliced from 14 exons. NCBI's taxonomy places the organism in Eukaryota, Metazoa, Arthropoda, Insecta, Hymenoptera, Formicidae. Bases 182 to 2395 code for a protein of 737 amino acids. The record is from RefSeq and is a predicted model, not a curated record. Gene Ontology annotation, molecular function: ATP binding; hydrolase activity, acting on acid anhydrides; RNA helicase activity. Gene Ontology annotation, biological process: mitochondrial RNA 3'-end processing; RNA catabolic process.
UCCACAUGACUUUACCACGUUCCUCUCCACGUUCCUCACCCACUAUACGCAUGAAUGUUGUGUUAGUGUACAUUAGGUUAGGUCAAGUUGUGAGUUACGUCUGUUUCGAAUCGUGUAUUCCUGAUUCUCUCUGGGUUCUUGCAAUGUUUUGACAGUAAGAUAUUGUUUACGCUCGCGAAAGAUGAUACUUAUAAAAUGUGCCAUGACGGAACAACUAAUCCGAAGAGGCGCCUUAUCGGCAGUGGCAUUCACCCGCAGGUCGAGAUCAUUGCCAACUCUUGGCACGAGUUACAUUCAGCAAUGUAGAGGCAAGAAAAGUGAUAGCAAUACAAACUUGCCAGAGUCUCUGUUCCAUCCUGUGCCUAUUAAACCGAAUCCAGAUGAUAUAAACGUCGGCGCCGAAUUGACUGGUUCUUCUUUGAAGAACACAGAUCUGUUAAAAAUAUUAAAUGCCUUCUCGCAGAAAACAGAGAUCAAGGAGCUAGCUCAACAAUAUGGAUUGGAUAGCUGUCUCCAGAGACAAGCUUUCAUGAACUUUAAACAGUACUGUCUAGGAACGGAACCAUUACCCGUGGAUCUCUAUGUAGUCCUAAGUGAUAUCCUGCAAGGUGCUGGAAAUAUUGCUGAUAUUUUUCCAUAUUUCAUAAGUCAUGCUAAGCAAAUAUUUCCACAUAUUGAUUGCUUAGAUGAUCUCAAAAAGAUUAGUGAUCUAAGAAGUCCUGCUUCUUGGUAUCCUCUUGCAAGAGCAAAAAAUAGAAAAAUAAUUUUUCAUGCUGGACCAACGAACAGUGGGAAGACUUAUCAUGCUCUAGAAAGGUUUAUUACUGCAAAAAGUGGAGUGUACUGUGCACCACUAAAAUUACUAGUUGCAGAAGUAUUUCAUAAAUGCAAUGAAAGAGGAACACCAUGUGAUUUAUUAACUGGAGAAGAACGAAAAUAUGUUAAGGGUCAUGAUAACGCAGCCAAUCAUUUAUCUUGUUCUGUAGAAAUGGUCAAUCUACAAAACAAUUAUGAAGUAGCUGUAAUUGACGAAAUUCAAUUAAUGCGUGAUCUCAAUAGAGGCUGGGCAUGGACAAGAGCUCUUCUGGGAAUUCCUGCGGAUGAGAUACAUUUAUGCGGUGAAGCUGGUGCAAUAGAAUUAGUAAAGUCUAUAUGCGUUUCAACGGGUGAAGAUGUAGAAGUACGCAGAUAUAAACGAUUAACGGAAUUGGAAAUAGAGAACCAAGCUGUCGAAACUUUGAAUAAUGUUAUGCCGGGAGAUUGCAUAGUCUGCUUUAACAAAAAUGAUAUCUAUACUGUGUCGCGUUCCCUCGAAAGCAGGGGAAAGGAAGUGGCUGUAAUAUAUGGCAGCUUACCACCGGGCACCAAAUUGGCGCAAGCUGCGAAAUUUAACGAUCCUAAUAAUUCUUGUAAAAUCUUGGUAGCAACAAAUGCCAUUGGAAUGGGUUUGAAUUUACACAUCCGAAGAAUUAUAUUUUAUUCAUUGAUUCAACCAACGUUCAAUGAAAAAGGUGAAAAGGAAAUGGACGUUAUGUCUGUGUCAGCGGCUCUGCAAAUAGCAGGUCGCGCUGGACGUUAUGGCACAGUUUGGGAUACAGGCUACGUAACGACAUUUAAACGGGAGGAUCUGCCGACUUUGAAAAACUUGUUGAGUCAAACACCGGAACCAAUAACGCAAGCUGGUCUCCACCCAACAGCGGAUCAAAUUGAACUGUACGCUUAUCAUUUACCAAACUCGACGUUAUCAAAUCUUAUGGAUAUUUUUGUAUCUUUAUGCACAGUCGACGAUUCUCUUUAUUUUAUGUGCAACAUAGACGACUUCAAGUUUCUGGCCGAUAUGAUACAACAUGUUUCACUGCCGCUUCGUGCGAGAUACGUAUUCUGUUGCGCACCGAUUAAUCGGAAAUCGCCAUAUGUAUGCACUAUGUUCUUGAAGUUUGCACGUCAAUAUAGUAAAAACGAUGCAAUAACAUUUAACUGGUUGUGCCAACACAUUGGGUGGCCCUUUCAAAUGCCAAGAACCAUCAUCGAUUUGGUCGACCUGGAAGGUGUCUUUGAUGUGUUGGAUCUUUAUCUAUGGUUAAGUUACCGCUUCAUGGACUUAUUCCCGGAUGCUGAGACGGUUCGUGACAUACAGAAAGAACUUGAUGCACUUAUUGAGGCAGGAAUAGUUAGAUUAACGACUUUGUUGUUAAAUUCGGAUGCAAGUGAAGAGGCCGAUAGUUUCGAGUCGCAAACGCAAAAGCGAAACUUUUACAGAGAUUUUAAAGAAAGUGGCAAACGUGUGGGUAGAGGUAAAUUGACCGAAAGAUUAAUAGCGGAAGGACUGUUAACACCACAGAUGUUACGUGAAUUGCAAUCUGAAUGGAUUAGAUCGACAAAGAAGAAAAAGUAAUAUAACUAUAGCAAAAUAUUAAAAUUGAUUAAAAGAAAUUUUUUAUUGUGAGCAACAUAAUUGUGAAAAAAUAUAAUUAGGUUGACAUAAUGUGAAUGAUAUAAUAUGUUUAAGAAUAUUGAUACUGUAUAAACAAUGUUACAAGUACAAUGCACAAAAUUAUGCAUAAAAGAAUUAAGUCAUUAUGUCUGUUAUUAUAAGUAUUAUUUUAA